Messenger RNA from Closterium sp. NIES-67, 2285 nucleotides. The record is from the annotation of a GenBank genome assembly. NCBI's taxonomy places the organism in Eukaryota, Viridiplantae, Streptophyta, Zygnematophyceae, Desmidiales, Closteriaceae.
GGCAAUGGCUCCUCGCCUCGCCUCAUUUGCUCCUGUUCCGUUUCGCUUCUUCCUGCACACUCGUUCCGUCUGUCCGCAAUUCAUCCGAAACAUACCUACUGUACUGUGCACUUCGUUACUCGUCUCCCCUUUUGCCACCCGCUCGUCCCGCGCUUGACCUAAGCACUCGCGCUCCACGGACUGCGCUUCCGCCAGUUUCACUACUCUCCCUCACCACCGCCAUAUCCAGACAGCUUUUUUAGAGCUUGUCCAGGCAGCUUUAGCACCUCAUUAGCUCCUACACACGGCGACUGAACGCAUCCUGAGAAUUGAUAGGGUUAUACGUGAGCUUUGUCCCCCGCGAUUGUCGCCGCGAUUGUCGCCGCGAUUAGCCGCCAGUCUUCCUGACUGACGCCAUGAACCGCAGGUCCGUUGCCCUCUCGCCCGCCAAGGAAUGGCGCGACCCAAUAUUCGCCGCGCCGUCACCAUCUCGCAAGGACACUGGACCGCUCACCACCCCUCGCCACCGAGAAACGCCGCUCUCCCCAUUCCGCUCCCCGCUAAUGGGCUCCGCCAUCCCCGCAAUGCCCGCGGGGUCUCCGCUCGGUUCGCACUCCCGCCGCGCCUUGGCCUCUCCGGUGCGGGACGUGCGCCAGGCGGAGCGCGGGGACCACGGCGGCGGUGGGGGAAACAUCAAGCGGCUGGCGCAACUCUGCAUUCUCCGCACCGCGCAAGCGCAACUCGACUCCGCAAAUCCCCGGCGUCCCCUGUCCUCCGCGCAACCCUCCCCCAUAUUUUCCGCCGAGUCCCCUGGCUCUCUGCUCUGUCAGGCUGGGAGCGCGCUCUCGUCCUCCGCUCAAGCGCGCGCAUCUUCCGAAACGGUUCAGGCGCCGUGCAGCGCGCCGAGCGGGCCCAUGUCCGCGCGGGAGGGCGCGGCGGACAUGUUCGACCCCUUUCUCCUCCCCGCGCCCGCCUUUCCGCUCCGCGACCAACCCUCCUCCCCUCCGCCCCUUCCGGUGCCACAAACCGCGCAAGUGCCUUCGGCGGAAGACACGGGCGCAAGUUCCGCGGACGGGGAAGACAGGUGUGGACUCGCGGGGCCUCCCCAGCGUGGUGAUGCUACGGCAGCCGCCAUGGCGGAAACCGCGGAAAAAAAUGUGACAAUGGCGAGGGAUGAAAGGCGUGAGGGAUUCUCGGCAGGGCAGGAAGCGAAAGGGGACGAACGGAUUCGGAUGGGGAUCGAGAAUGUCGCGCAGACGGGCGCAACGAGGGCGGACUCAACGCGCGCGGGCACUGUGCGCGCGGAGCCCACGCGCGCGGAUUGCGAGAAUAGGGGGCGCAUUGGCAGCAGGGGGAGCGCGGGGGGGAAGAGGGGCGACCACGGAUGGAGCGGAGGCAGCAGCCGUGAAGCGCAGAGCGCGUCCGUUCGAAGCACGCUCAUGGAGCUGGCGGCCAAUAAGAAGCUGCCACAUGGCCCGCGCAAGGGCGACCCGAUGUACGAGUGCAAGCGCUGCCCCUUAGCCUCCCCCGCCCGCUCCCCGCUGUCCGGUUCCGCCGCCCUGACCCCCGCCCUAACUCCCCCCGUGCACCUCCCCUCCCGCCUGCACAUUCCCGCUGCGCUCACUGGCGUGACCCGCGGGGCGAAUGUGGGGGUAGGGAUGGGGAGAGUGGGACUCAUGGCGCCUAGCAGUUGCGGCAGCAGCCCCAGAGGGGAAUCUUCCUCCCUGUGGGGUCAGCAGCAGCAGUACCAGCAGCAGCAGCAGCCGUGGCGGCAUCAGCAGCAGCAGCCGCAGCAGCAACCCCGCCAGCAGAAUCACCCAAAAGAGUCACAAUAUGAAGAAGAGUUUCAUAUCUCUGGUGUGAGUCACCUCACCCUGCUGUCAAGCCAUGCCAGCUCAGCAGCCACGUGUCCCAGUGGUUCCAUCACUCUCCUUCAAGCCCAGCUGGCAUCGGCCUCUGCUCGCAGACUCGGUAGGAGAAACAGCGGCAGCACGACUGGUGUAGCUGCUGGCAUGGUUAACAUGGGUGGAAUGGGUGGCACUGGUGGCAUUGGUGGAGUGAGUGGCAUGGGUGUUCAUGUCACAUCGAAGGGAGUUAACCGUGCACCGUCUCCAAAUCGCUCUGCAAGGCGUGCCAUACUCUUUGGAGGUGGAAAUUAGGGCAGUUUACCCUAGCACAUCACAUAGAAACUUCUAUUUGUGUAUCUGACAUCUGACACACGCGAGGUUUAGCCCACUGUUUUUGCUUGCUUUAGAACGUGGUAUUCCAAACCUUGUUUUUUUUACUUGUAUGUUUACCUUUAUGAC